UCCUCGCGCCGUGGCCACCGGCUCCGUCUGGGGCUUUCCAGUGGCUGGGCGAGGGCCGGCGCCAGCGGCUGCCCUGCUCCAAAUGGAGCCCCAGGACAAAGCCUCCACCUUGGCAUUUCUCCUGCUGAGCUAUUAAUAAUUAAGCCGCUCACUUAAGGCAAAGUCAAUAAAGUAACUGGGCUGGGAACUGUUUGCAAGAAACACCCCGCUGGAGCCAGCCCGGGUGGAGCUCAGCAUCCCCUCGGCAUCCCUGCCAGUGGGGCCAGGCGCUGGCAGCCACAGAGAUGCCGGGGGCAGCUCAGCCAUGCUCUCGCCGUCAUUUCUGCUGCUCGGAAAGCCCACAGAGCGGAGGCUGAGCUCGGCUGGGGUCGGUGAGGGCGAGCCGUGCCCAGCGUCCGGUUACACUUUCCAUCCAUUAUUCAUCGAGAUGGAAAUCUCAGCUGCAGCGUGGCUCGCUGCCCUCCGCCGGGCCGGGGCAGGAGAGAUGCAGGCGGAGGACGGAGGCCAGCGCCGCGGGAAGGCUUCGUGCACAGCGGGGCGAGACGCCGGAGGGGGCCCGGUAGCGUUUCCGCAUGGUUUUCCUCCGCGAAAUCCCAGGGAGGUGACCACGAUGCUGCACCCCCAUGGGAAGCCCUGGAGGUCCAUGUGCAAGGGACUCAUCCUGGGGACCCUCCUGACCAGCUUCAUGCUGCUGCUCUACUCCUACGCUGUGCCUCCGCUGCAAGUCAGCAUGACAGAGAUCCCCAUCCCCUACUCCUGCUCCUCCUCCCCGGCCCAAGCCAAGGGGCGGGCGGUGGCCAACGGCACACGCAGCCCUUCGGGAGGAGGCUGCCGGCCCAAGCUGGACAUCAUGUUCAUGAAGACGCACAAGACGGCCAGCAGCACCAUCCUCAACAUCCUCUUCCGCUUCGGAGAGAAGCACCGCCUCAAAUUCGCCUUCCCCAAUGGCCGCAACGACUUCUACUACCCCUCCUACUUCGAGCGGAGCCAGGUGCAGCACUACCAGCCAGGCAAGUGCUUCAACAUCAUCUGCAACCACAUGCGCUUCCACUACGAGGAGGUGCGCAAGCUCCUGCCGGCGGACACCACCUUCGUGACGGUGCUGCGGGACCCUGCCUACCUCUUCGAGUCCUCUUUCCACUACUUCGGGCGCGUCAUCCCCCUCACCUGGAAGCUGCCGGGGGAGGACAAGCUGGCUGAGUUCCUGCGGGACCCCUGGCAUUACUACGACCCGAACGGGUUCAACGCGCACUACCUCCAAAACCUCCUCUUCUUUGACUUGGGCUAUGACAACAACAUGAACGCCGACAGCCCGCUGGUGGAGCAGAACAUCCAGGAGAUAGAUCAGCGCUUCCACCUGGUCAUGCUGCUGGAGUAUUUUGACGAGUCCCUGGUGCUGCUGAAGGACCUGCUGUGCUGGCAGCUGGAGGACAUCCUCUACUUCAAGCUCAAUGCUCGCAAGGGCUCCACCGUCUCCCGGCUGACACCUGAGCUCUACGAGAAGGCGACUUCUUGGAACCUCAUCGACGCCAAACUCUACCGUUAUUUUAAUGCCACCUUCUGGCGGAAGGUGGAGGCCUACGGGAGGGAGCGGAUGGCCAAGGAUGUGGCCGAGCUGCAGCAGGAGAAUGAGAAGAUGAAGAGCAUCUGCAUCGAUGGGGGGCACGCUGUGGAUGCCAGCGCCAUCCAGGAGUCCUCCAUGCAGCCGUGGCAGCCGCUCGGGGAGAAGUCCAUCCUGGGCUACAACUUGAAGAAGAAGAUCAACAAGAAGCACCAGAAGCUGUGCCGCAAGAUGCUGACGCCCGAGAUCCAGUACCUGACAGACCUCGGGGUCAACCUGUGGAUCACCAAGCUGUGGAGCUGGGUGCGGGACUUCCUCAAGUGGUAGGAGAAGGUGGGCACCCUGUGGGAGAGCCAGGUGCUCGCGUUUUCCUUCCGUCACCUGUCUUUGGGUUGGGCAUGAGCAGAACCAAAUGGUGGCUCCCGUAGGUGCUCCCAACCCUGGGCACCCAAGAGUGACGGAGGGGACGUGGGGACCCAGCUCAGAGGCCACUGCUGCCAGCAGCAAGGGCUUCAAGGAUUGGGGGUUCGGGGUCUUUCCCAACAGGAUCCACUUCUUCCUUCCACGUGGAAAUGCUGGAGGCAGUAUGGGAAGGACAGGUCCCCGCCGUGCCCUUGUCACAGCAAUAGACAUCCACCACGCGUCACCAGAGGUGCACUGUGGGUCGGGCAGGGUGGGACCCGUGGGGCCAGGUGUGCGCAGGUGUUCUGGAGUUCGCACUGCAUCACCCCCAGCGGGGGCUGCUUUCACCAUCACCUUUCCCUCCAGCCCAGUUCCUGGGGCUCCCCGUCCAAGCCCACCACGCUGCUGGGGCUCCCCCAGCCCAUGGGUGCGUUGAGUGCCACACAUCCUCAGCGCACCCGUGGCUAUUGGUGCCUGUCACACCAUCAGCCCAGACCCAGAAAGCCCCAGCAGGUUUCUAAGCAUCAUCCACGCGUGAAUUUGCAGAGCAAAAAAAAACCACCCCAAAGCCCCAGCCUGUGCCAGCGGUGGUCCCCAGCACGUCCAUGCAGCACCCCAUGGCAGCAGGUCCCCCCCAGCCCCCUGCUGUCCCAGUUAGAGGGCCCUGUGGUGCCAGCCCCCACCGGGGACAUCCCGGGAGGACCACGGGGUCUGGUGAGAACUGGUGUGCGGAGCAGGUGCAGAGCAGGGUCCCAGGGGUGCCAGCCCUGGGUGCAAGUGGGACGUGGGGACAAC
Molecule: messenger RNA, 2758 nt
Organism: Oxyura jamaicensis (ruddy duck)
Lineage: Eukaryota; Metazoa; Chordata; Aves; Anseriformes; Anatidae
Gene: GAL3ST1
Product: galactose-3-O-sulfotransferase 1
Exons: 3
Coding region: 305-1888 (527 amino acids)
Biological process (GO): myelination; galactosylceramide biosynthetic process
Cellular component (GO): membrane
Molecular function (GO): galactosylceramide sulfotransferase activity
Source: RefSeq, a predicted model, not a curated record